AUGAGUAGCAUUUCAUCCUUCGGUGGUACAGGCUCGAGCCUGGCACGAGCGGUGGUGAUAGUCGCUGGUGUUUCUGCGCUGGUAGCUUCACUUCUGUCUCUCCUGUCCAUAUGGCUUCAGACGAAAAACUAUCGAAAACCACUCCUCCAGCGAUAUGUUGUCCGCAUACUGUUGAUGGUCCCUAUCUAUGCGGUUUCCUCCUGGGCUAGCAUUAUAUCAUUGAAAGCGGCGAUGUGGCUGGACCCCGUUCGCGAUGUCUACGAGGCGUUCACGAUCUAUACCUUCUUCCAACUACUCAUCAACUUUCUUGGAGGCGAGAGAGCAUUGAUUAUCAUGACUCAUGGACGUCCUCCAAUUCAACAUGCUUGGCCAUUGAACCAUAUCCUGCCCAAAGUGGAUAUCUCCGACCCUCAGACCUUCUUGGCUGUCAAGCGUGGGAUUCUUCAGUAUACAUGGCUUAAGCCAAUUCUGGCUAUCAUCUCUAUUGUCAUGAAAGCGACGGACACUUAUCAGGAAGGCUAUCUGGGCUUGACAUCGGGGUAUCUCUGGACGGGUAUCGUGUACAAUGUCAGCGUGACCAUAAGUCUCUAUUCGUUAGCCAUGUUUUGGGUCUGUUUGCACAACGACCUGGCACCAUUCCGUCCGGUUCCUAAGUUCCUGUGUGUCAAGCUUAUCAUUUUUGCUUCUUACUGGCAAGGCUUUUUCUUGUCCAUCUUGCAGUGGCUGGGCGCUCUAUCCAACGGCGUGGCGGGAUAUACACCCGACAAUCUCGCCGCUGCGAUUCAGGACAGUUUGAUCUGCUUUGAGAUGCCAUUUUUCGCCAUUACCCACUGGUACGCUUUCUCCUGGCAUGACUACGCCGACUCCACCAUUUCAGCUGCCCGCCUGCCUGUGAAGUUUGCCCUUCGCGAUUCCUUUGGUAUCCGCGACCUUAUUGAAGACACAAAGAUGACCCUUCGAGGAGAAAACUACGAGUACAGACUCUUUGAUUCCGGUGAUCACAUCAUCCCUCAUGCCGAGUCCAACUCCCGUGUCAGGCGAGUGAUGCACGGCAUGCGGUAUGAGCGUGGGGGUAAAGCGAAAUACUGGAUCCCCAAGCCAGGCGAGGUUAACAGUCGAACGCCGUUACUGUCAGGGUCUGAAGGAAGCAGUCGCGAUCGACGAAGCAGCAUGCUCAGUCGAUUUCGAUCAAACAGUGACAUUGAAGAGAUGGGUCUUGACGAUGAGGAUGAGAGACUCUUUGCCAAUGCACGCACUCUUGAAUUCGGCGACUGGAAUUAUCCCGUGAUCACAGCCAACGAAGUGCCGGAGGAUCAGCGGCAAAUACACCACCGAAGCUCCCCAAAUCUACAAAAUCCUGGAGCGGUGAAACGGACGCGAAAGCACCGUAAGUCCCGCAUCAAUGGCGGAGGCACCCCACGAAGUGAAGGCAGUUCCCGCAGUUCUCGCAGGGAACCCCCCAACGGUCGCCAGACAGUUCGUCAGGAGACUAGCUCGUCCAUAUCCCACAGCUCCCAGCGCAGUCAGCUGGUGGACUUGGUAGUGGAGGACCACAAAGCAGAGGAAGCGGAAAGAGUGCAUACACAGAAGGCGUUCGGAUCGACCUGGCUGGAGCCCGACCAGAGGCACUUCCAGAGACCCUCUGGGGAGCCAGUUGAUGAACGGCCGAGCUAUCUUGAAAAUAGCGCAGAUGGCACGAUGGAGAAUACCAGAGCUGCAAGCCCAACCGAUCGAGCAGGGGAUGAUGAUGAACCGACGACGCGGCCAAAUUGGGCAUAUGGAGGGCUGGAAGAGGAGAAUGUGUGGGAUCGCUAG
Molecule: messenger RNA, 1815 nt
Organism: Aspergillus tubingensis
Lineage: Eukaryota; Fungi; Ascomycota; Eurotiomycetes; Eurotiales; Aspergillaceae
Product: OSTA/TMEM184 family protein
Exons: 7
Coding region: 1-1815 (604 amino acids)
Biological process (GO): transport
Molecular function (GO): transporter activity
Source: RefSeq, a predicted model, not a curated record